Molecule: messenger RNA, 423 nt
Organism: Benincasa hispida (wax gourd)
Lineage: Eukaryota; Viridiplantae; Streptophyta; Magnoliopsida; Cucurbitales; Cucurbitaceae
Source: RefSeq, a predicted model, not a curated record
AUGUCGAAUUCUUCUAAACAAACACUCGCUUUCAAUAAGUUUAAUGGUAAAAGUUAUUCAACAGGGAAAUCAAAUAUAAACGAAAUACUAGCAAAUGAUAAUUUAAAGUUUGUUUUAAAUGAGGAAUGUCUUCUACCUCCCAGUUCAUCUGAAAACCAAACUUUUUGGAAUGCUUAUGAUAGAUGGAUUAGGGUGAAUGAUAAAGCCCGAAUCUAUAUCUUAGCGAGCAUAUCAGAUAUACUAGCUAAGACAUACGAGAGCAUGGUCUCCGCUAAAGAUAUCAUGGAUUUAUUGCAGACAUUGUAUGAGCAAUCUAUCAUGCACGAUACAUUUGAUAAUGUUUAUAACCUCAAAAUCAAGGAUGAAAUCUCUGUUAGCAAACAUGUUCUAGAUGUGUUGAAGAUAAUAAACAAUACUGCAUAG